AUGAAGGCUUGCUUCGCUGCUCUCAUUGCUGCUGUUGGAGUGGCUGCGGGUGGCGGCGACGGCGGAGCAAACGAGGAUGGAAGAUAUUCAACUUGGGUCGAAAGCUCUGCACAGUACGAAUACAGCACUAAAGUCUGGCAGAAGCCUUACACUACGACUGCCAUCUGGAGCCAUCCUGCCGAAACAUCAGUCUACACAAGCACGUCCAUAUCGAUCGUGGACAGUAUAGAAUCCAUCACAGUUCCCGUCCCUUACACAACUACGCUGCCCGCGGUCGUUAGUACCUCUAUAUCGAUUGACACCAGUCCGACCACUGAGGUCAUCACAUCGACAAGCUACAUUUACUCGACUUAUACGUCGCUGGUAACUGUCACCGAAGUUACUAUGUCAGCCACAACCAAAACAGAGUUGUCCAGAAUCACGUUGCCAACUACAGUGGUGGACACUUCCGUCCAGUCAAUCAUCGUUGACAAUACCGUCCUCCACUACACCACAAUUGUCGACCAGGAGACUAUCAUAAACACCAUCACGUUUCCUGCUCCCCCGCCUGUUACGGUACCAAUUCCUACCACAAUACCGACCACCAUCACCGCCACUCCUACUUCGGCUCUCUGCCCUCUCGGUGGACCAUCGACUGCUAAUUCUCUUGGCUGUGGUGGCCGGGGUUGCACUGUUGAAUUUCAGCAAGAAGCUCUCGUCCACUGGAGCGAAUACCCAGAUUCGGAACCUCUGGUGACAGUGCUGUCUUUCGUGGACGAAUCUGCUUCGGCGACGUGUAUUACAACGAAAUGCAAUACGGAAGUCUUCAACCAGCACUAUCGUCAGACAGCAACAAAUUGCGCAUAUCCGCCUUGUCCGACUAACACCAUAGACUGCAACUGCAACAUUGUUGUAGGCCCCAUUGUCCUGCCUGGUGGCUCAACAACAUCAGUCACGCAGAUUGGACCCUCUGGGUGGAAUCUGAUACUGGGUACCGUACCCACUGGCAGGAACAUCGGGUUCUGUCUUCCCGACGGCGGCUCAUGUGUUACGGCAACAUCAGCAACACUAUCCACUCCGCUUGUUUACACCGGAGAGGUUAGCAGCACAGUUUACAAUAAUGCCAGUGCACCUCAGUCGACCGCGUGGUAUCUGCCUGAGCUUGGCGAAUACUUCCCUCCUGACAGCCCCUUUGGAGCUUGCACGACAGCUCUUCUGAGAGACAAUGAUGUAGUUGCGAAGCAUCACAAACGCCAAAUCGCUGCGUCAAACAAGCUAGUCUGGUCCGCCGUUCCCAGCAACGCUAGAACGAAGAGGCUAAAUGUGACGCAAGAAGCAGUGACAGAAAGAACCACUCCAGCCUCCACGUCGGCAUCGACUACACCGACUUCGCAGCCUUCUACCCCAGUCACUACGCCUUCAUCGAGCACGUCGCCUUCGACCGAGCCCACGUCUACAGCUAGUGCUGCUACCAGCGGGGAGACUAGCAGCUCGAUACCAAUUGGGACAUCUACCGAAUCACCAUCGUCCCACAGUAGUCAUUCAGGAACCGUAUACAUUACCGAGACGGUUUACUACAGCAUGAUCCUGUCUCCAGGUCAGCAAUCAGUACUGGAUGCCUACGCUGCUAGUGAAGAGGGUCUUUCGACUGCCUCAGCCGAGUCUUCACCAUCUGCCACAAGCUCUUCACCUCAGCAGCAAACCGACAAUGCCGCGACCUCGCCUCAGGAACCUGGUUACUGGCUGACUCUGGCAUUGAUGCUCUUCGGUUUGCUGUAG
Pseudocercospora fijiensis CIRAD86 is the source of this 1758-nucleotide messenger RNA. RefSeq lists its product as uncharacterized. NCBI's taxonomy places the organism in Eukaryota, Fungi, Ascomycota, Dothideomycetes, Mycosphaerellales, Mycosphaerellaceae. The record is from RefSeq and is a predicted model, not a curated record. The coding region runs from base 1 to 1758 and encodes 585 amino acids. The transcript has a single exon.